This is a messenger RNA of Aethalodelphis obliquidens (Pacific white-sided dolphin), 3075 nucleotides long. It is a transcript of the gene PROX1, whose product is annotated as prospero homeobox 1. Bases 278 to 2491 code for a protein of 737 amino acids. Gene Ontology annotation, molecular function: DNA-binding transcription factor activity, RNA polymerase II-specific; RNA polymerase II cis-regulatory region sequence-specific DNA binding. NCBI's taxonomy places the organism in Eukaryota, Metazoa, Chordata, Mammalia, Artiodactyla, Delphinidae. The transcript has 5 exons. Gene Ontology annotation, biological process: regulation of transcription by RNA polymerase II. The record is from RefSeq and is a predicted model, not a curated record. Gene Ontology annotation, cellular component: nucleus.
UGUCUUCCCUCCUCUCCUCUCCCUGCCCACCCUCUCCUCUCUCUCCCCUCAUUCUCCCCGUCGGCCCGCUCGCGCGCUCCCGCACGGACUCACCGUCCCUUGUCCAAUUAUCAUAUUCAUCACCCGCAAGAUCUCACCGUGCGUGUGCGCGCGCGUGUUUUCCUCUCUCCGCCUGCAAAAAAGGCUCGGUCCCACUGCUCUCUGCACCGAGGUCCCAGGAUUCUUGAGCUGUGCCCAGCUGACGAGCUUUUCAAGAUGGCACAAUAACUGUCCAGUGAUGCCUGACCAUGACAGCACAGCCCUCUUAAGCCGGCAAACCAAGAGGAGAAGAGUUGACAUUGGAGUGAAAAGGACGGUAGGGACAGCAUCUGCAUUUUUUGCUAAGGCAAGAGCGACGUUUUUUAGUGCCAUGAAUCCCCAAGGUUCCGAGCAGGAUGUUGAGUAUUCAGUGGUGCAGCAUGCAGAUGGGGAAAAGUCAAAUGUACUCCGCAAGCUGCUGAAGAGGGCGAACUCAUAUGAAGAUGCCAUGAUGCCUUUUCCAGGAGCAACCAUAAUUUCCCAGCUGUUGAAAAAUAACAUGAACAAAAAUGGUGGCACGGAGCCCAGUUUCCAAGCCAGCGGUCUCUCUAGUACAGGCUCCGAAGUACAUCAGGAGGAUAUAUGCAGCAACUCUUCAAGAGACAGCCCCCCAGAGUGUCUUUCCCCUUUUGGCAGGCCUACUAUGAGCCAGUUUGAUAUGGAUCGCUUAUGUGACGAGCACCUGAGAGCAAAGCGCGCCCGGGUUGAGAAUAUAAUCCGGGGUAUGAGCCAUUCCCCCAGUGUGGCAUUACGGGGCAAUGAAAAUGAAAGAGAUAUGGCCCCGCAGUCUGUGAGUCCCCGAGAAAGUUACCGAGAAAACAAACGCAAGCAGAAGCUGCCCCAGCAGCAGCAACAGAGUUUCCAGCAGCUGGUUUCAGCCCGCAAAGAACAGAAGCGAGAGGAGCGCCGACAGCUGAAACAGCAGCUGGAGGACAUGCAGAAACAGCUGCGCCAGCUGCAGGAAAAGUUCUACCAGAUCUAUGACAGCACUGAUUCUGAAAAUGAUGAAGAUGGUAACCUGUCUGAAGACAGCAUGCGCUCGGAGAUCCUGGAUGCCAGGGCCCAGGACUCCGUGGGGAGGUCAGACAAUGAGAUGUGCGAGCUGGACCCGGGGCAGUUCAUCGACCGAGCCCGGGCCCUGAUCCGGGAGCAGGAAAUGGCCGAAAACAAGCCGAAGCGAGAAGGCAACAACAAAGAAAGAGACCACGGGCCAAACUCCUUACAACCCGAAGGCAAACAUUUGGCCGAGACCUUGAAACAAGAACUGAACACUGCCAUGUCGCAAGUUGUGGACACUGUGGUCAAAGUCUUCUCCGCCAAACCCUCUCGCCAGGUUCCUCAGGUCUUUCCGCCGCUCCAGAUCCCCCAGGCCAGAUUUGCAGUCAACGGGGAGAACCACAAUUUCCACACCGCCAACCAGCGCCUGCAGUGCUUUGGCGAUGUCAUCAUUCCGAACCCCCUGGACACCUUUGGCAAUGUGCAGAUGCCCAGUUCCACAGACCAGACAGAAGCACUGCCCCUGGUGGUCCGCAAAAACUCAUCUGACCAGUCUGCCUCCGGCCCCCCUGCCGGCGGUCACCACCAGCCCCUGCACCAGUCGCCUCUGUCGGCCACCGCAGGCUUUACCACGUCCACCUUCCGCCACCCCUUUCCCCUCCCCCUGAUGGCCUACCCGUUUCAGAGUCCAUUAGGUGCUCCCUCCGGCUCCUUCUCGGGAAAAGACAGAGCCUCUCCUGAAUCCUUAGACUUAACUAGGGAGACCACGAGUCUGAGGACCAAGAUGUCAUCCCACCACCUGAGCCACCAUCCUUGUUCACCAGCACAUCCACCCAGCACCGCAGAAGGGCUCUCCUUGUCUCUCAUCAAAUCCGAGUGUGGCGAUCUUCAAGACAUGUCCGAAAUCUCACCUUAUUCGGGAAGUGCAAUGCAGGAAGGAUUGUCACCCAAUCACUUGAAAAAAGCAAAGCUCAUGUUCUUUUACACCCGUUAUCCCAGCUCCAACAUGCUGAAAACCUACUUCUCUGAUGUAAAGUUCAACAGAUGCAUUACCUCUCAGCUCAUCAAGUGGUUUAGCAAUUUCCGUGAGUUUUACUACAUUCAGAUGGAGAAGUACGCGCGUCAAGCCAUCAACGAUGGGGUCACCAGUACCGAAGAGCUGUCUAUAACCAGAGACUGUGAGCUGUACAGGGCUCUGAACAUGCACUACAAUAAAGCAAAUGACUUUGAGGUUCCAGAGAGAUUCCUGGAAGUUGCGCAGAUCACAUUACGGGAGUUUUUCAAUGCCAUUAUCGCAGGCAAAGAUGUUGAUCCUUCCUGGAAGAAGGCUAUAUACAAGGUCAUCUGCAAGCUGGAUAGUGAAGUCCCUGAGAUUUUCAAAUCCCCAAACUGCCUACAAGAGCUGCUUCAUGAGUAGAAAUUUCAACAACUCUUUUCGAAUGUAUGAAUAGUAGCAGUCCCCUUUGGAUGUCCAAGUUAUCCGUGUCUAGAUUUUGAUUUUCAUAUAUAUGUGUAUGGGAGGCAUGGAUGUGUUACAAAAUCAGCUGGUAAUCCCUCCUCAUCAUCUUUCUCUCAUUUUCUUCUGUUUUCCAUUGCAAGGGGAUGGUUCUUUUCCUUCCGCCUUUAGUUUACUUUUGCCCAAGGCCCUUAACAUUUGGAGACUUAAAAUAGGGUUAAUUUUCAGGGAAAAAGAAUGUUGACGUGUGUAAAGUCUAUAUUAGCAAGGAAGGGCAUUUUUAAAAGAUGCUUCUGCUGGAUUGAUGGUUUAUUGCGCAUGGCGGUUGGCAGAGGGAGACCCGUGACACAGCACUACUCUGUAGUCAGUGAUGUGUCUCUUGUUUUUACUGCUGAGAAGGUCAGAAAACUCAAUGAAACCACUUGAUAAACUUAAAUAUUUUGUUUGGUUUGAACUCAGUAAGUCGCUUUUUAUCACACAUUUAAAAAUAAUGCCAGUGGCAGAUGAACAACUCACUUUUCACAAGUACCCCAAAAGGUCAAAUU